AAUAUGAACAAGCACAGCUUCCUUAAGAACGAUAAGCUCACCGAAGAAGGCAAGAUCGCAUGAUCUGUACUUCAAAUAGACCCGAUUCUGCUUCAAGUCAAGACCAAAGACUCCUUCAAGACUGAAGGAGUCUCUGAUAAGGUAGCAGAGACUCGACACUACCAUUAUGAAAUGAAACGGAAACAGCUUCUAGAAGAGAUACAUGAAUACCUAAAGGAUGUCUCUUCAAGAGGCAGCAACAAAGCUUUCAUGCGGAGCAAAUUUGUAGACCAUGAAAUCAAAAAGGCACGAAUCUCCAGCCAAGGCAAUUCACCUUACCACUCACGUACUAAGCCUGAUAUUCCGUUAAGAGUGCCUCUUGACGAGGAAGCACGCAAGAAGCGUGAAAUGGCUAAGGACAUCCUAGGCCAAGAGCUUAAUAAGUUAGUAACCCAAAACAAAAUGGGCCAUACCACAAAUCUCAACCGCACUACCAAAUUAUCUUCGCCCAAGCACAUUCCCCGCAUCCCCAAGCGUAAUGAAAAGGAGCUCCAAAAACAAAAGGAUAAACGAGACCAGGCUAAAUUCCGUGCUGAGGAAGAAACCCGCAAGCGUGAAAGCAUCAUUUACAAAUAAUUUCAAGAAGAAGGAGAAGCGCCGUACAGAAUCCAUGCAGAAAAAGAUAAAUGACACGAUCAAGCAGCAGAAAAGAAUUUAUGAGAAUGACCAGAAGCAUUACCAGGAGAUACAGAGUAUGUCCAUGACAAGGAAAAUGGAAGAGGACAAGAAGGUGCAGAUUGAGCUGGAGAAAUUUGAUAAAUAAAAUGAAGAAGUUUGAACUCAACAGACAGAGAUAUCAACAAGAGCAGGCGAGAAGUAAGGAGCGGAGGAACCUGAUGUCGCCAAGCUCGAACCUCGGAUCGGCAACCCAGCAGACAACUAAAGGUAGGCAUAAGAUAGAGCAGCUUAGCGAGGAUGAGAUUAAUUUCAGACUCAGGCUUGAGAAGACUUUUAAAAAUCAACUUGAGCAUAAGGAGAAGCGAGAAAAACACCUUCUUAACAUGAGAAGAAUGCAUCAAGCCAAACUUGCAAAAGACAAUGAGAGGUUUAAUAUGAAUAUUAGACAAAGAGACCUUGACUUGCAGCAUAAGAACAAGCUAUUGAUGAAAAGAAUCAAAGAGAAAGCCAAAAUAGGUUCUCAUAAACAUCAGGAUGAUGAAUACGAAGUUAAACGGGAGAACGUAAGGCUUCGCAGAGAGAACCAGAUGAUUAACUAUAAGAGAGAAAUGGCACUAGAGAACAACUAUAAAGCUCAGCUGAUCGACCAACUGUUAGAGAAGAAGGAAAGAGCUGCUAAAGCAAGGGAAAGAAGCAAAACUGCAGGCAUCCCGAAUUCGCUCAACCUAAGUGGGAUUUAAUUUUAAAGGAUUGAUUUCAAAAUA
This is a messenger RNA of Moneuplotes crassus, 1421 nucleotides long. Lineage: Eukaryota; Ciliophora; Spirotrichea; Euplotida; Euplotidae. The record is from the annotation of a GenBank genome assembly.